AUGCAAAUAGCAUACCCUUCCACAAUCAGCAUCGGAGUAAGCCGCAAGAGCAGGGGAGAAGACUCCAGUGUCACCAUCUGUUUGUACUACCAUGGUAGUAAAGGAGUAGACAAUGAUGUGAAAACCAAACCAGGACUGAGGCUGCCACAGGUUGACAGAGCACUGCAGCAGAAGCAGCGUUGGCUGGUUGAGCAAUCGGUAUGCUACCAUUGUAAUGGCGCAAAGGCAGUUUACAGGUUUUAA
This is a messenger RNA of Linum trigynum, 243 nucleotides long. Lineage: Eukaryota; Viridiplantae; Streptophyta; Magnoliopsida; Malpighiales; Linaceae. The record is from the annotation of a GenBank genome assembly.